Molecule: messenger RNA, 2203 nt
Organism: Quercus robur (English oak)
Lineage: Eukaryota; Viridiplantae; Streptophyta; Magnoliopsida; Fagales; Fagaceae
Product: meiosis-specific protein ASY1
Exons: 22
Coding region: 199-2049 (616 amino acids)
Source: RefSeq, a predicted model, not a curated record
GGAGUAGGGCCCACCACGACUCAACCUCCUUGUGGAAGUUACAACGGUCUAUAAAUUCCCCCAAUUCCUCAUUCACCUCCCGCCACAUUUUCAUUUGGUUACUCAGAUUCAAAUUUUCAAAGAAAACGCUCUCAGCUUUUUCUCUCUCAGUCUCUCUCGCUCCGAUCUCAAUUCUCUCUGAAAAAAGGCGUUGAAGCCAUGGUUGUAGCACAGAAAGUGAAGGAAGCUGAAAUCACUGAGCAGGACUCGCUUCUUCUGACGAGGAAUCUGCUCCGAAUUGCUAUAUUCAAUAUUAGUUACAUCAGAGGCCUAUUUCCUGAGAAGUACUUCAACGAUAAGUCUGUUCCUGCUUUAGAGAUGAAGAUCAAAAAGCUCAUGCCAAUGGAUGCAGAGUCUCGCAGACUCAUUGAUUGGAUGGAAAAAGGUGUAUACGAUGCAUUGCAGAAGAAGUAUCUGAAAACGCUUUUGUUCUGCAUUUGUGAGGCAAUUGACGGACCAAUGCUUGAGGAAUAUGCAUUUUCUUUCAGUUACUCAAAUUCCGAUAGCCAGGAGGUUUCACUGGAUAUCAGUCGUACCGGUAACAAGAAAAAGGGUGGAACAUUCAGGCAUAACUCCUCGAAUGAAAUUACUCCGAACCAGAUGAGGAGUUCGGCUUGUAAGAUGGUUCGGACAUUGGUUCAGUUGAUGAGAACUCUGGAUAGGAUGCCCGAAGAGCGUACUAUUCUGAUGAAGCUGCUUUAUUAUGAUGAUGUGACGCCUGCGGAUUAUGAGCCUCCGUUCUUCAAAGGCUGCACAGAAGAAGAAGCUCGUAAUCCAUGGACCAAAAAUCCUUUGAGAAUGGAGGUUGGGAACGUGAACAGCAAGCAUCUUGUAUUAGCUCUCAAGGUUAAGAGUGUGCUAGAUCCUUGUGAGGAUGAAAAUGAAGAUGUUCAAGAUGAUGAAAUGAGCUUAGGAGCUGAUUCUGUGCAAAAGGAUGACUCUUCUGAUUCUGACAGUGAGGUCAACCAUUCGGAAGAAAAUCAAUAUAUAGUUGCACCAGUUGAUAAACAUCAGCAAGGGGAAGAUAACAAUGGCAUGGUAGAUGAAGAUGAUACUCAAGACCCAGAGGAAGAUGAACAACAAUUGGCCCGUGUAAAGGAAUGGAUCAACGAUCGUCACAUUGAUACUGUUGACUUUACUGAUAUUCUCUCUAAUUUCCCGGACAUCUCAAUGGUUUUGACCGAGGAAAUCAUGGAAAAGCUUGUGAAGGAAGGUGUUCUUUCAAAAACUGGGAGGGACAGUUACACCAUUAACAAGCAAAAGAAUUCUGACUAUGAAUUCACAACGGUGAAAGAAGAAAUGGAUGGUCAAACAACACCUUUUGGUGGCAAAGUUCCCCUGGUUGAAGAUAGCAUGUACAUGAAGGCUUUGUAUCAUGCUCUUCCAAUGAAUUAUGUAACUGUGGCAAAGCUUCAAAGCAAGCUUGAAGGAGAAGUUAACCAAACAACUGUGCGCAAAAUAAUCAACAAAAUGACUCUAGAUGGUUUUCUUGAGGCAAAAGGCAGCAGAAGGCUAGGCAAGCGUGUGAUCCAUUCUGAAAUGACUAAGAAAAAGCUACUAGAAGUCAAGAAAGCUUUGAACACUGAUGCCAUGGAUAUCGAUACUAAUGAACCAAAUAACAAAUCCAGCUAUGUCGAGCUCCAGAAAAUGGGGAGCAACUACAACGACAUGUCCACUUGUGGUGCCCUACACUCGAUUGGAUCAGAUCUCACACGCAUGAAAGUGAGAUCUGAAAUAAAUCAAAAUGGCUCAAUUAGGAGUGAGCAGACAAUUUCAAAGACAAAGGAGCCUGGAAACACCCCCACAAGUAGGGUGGAGCCAGUAGCUUCAAGAGAAAGUUUUGUGCCAGGGUACGAGAAUGGCAGAGCAAAUGGAAACACAAAUUACAAUGGUGAGGUAGAUGGAGUUAUCUGCAGUAGGUCCAGUCAAGAAAGGCGAUCAAGAAAAACAAGCACUGUUAGGGAGCCUAUCCUUCAAUAUGUGAAACGCCAGAGAUCUCAGGCUGCUUGAAAUGCUUUGGAGAUGUGAUGCUACUACAUUGCAUUUUCUCCAUAGUUUCAUGACUUUGUUUUCCACUUGUAUGUGUGGAAUUUAAUGAAGUAACUUUUUGUGACCUUAGCUAGAAUGUCACAAUCAUGACAAUUUACAUUUCUCCUUAAAAGUC